ACUCUACAAAAAGCAGUGCAACUCAAACCCCAAGAUUUAUUCGCGUAUCUUUUGUUCACUGGUAAAGUGAUUAAAAGAAAAGACACAGCACUACUUUUUCUCAAAGUUUUCCAUCAUUUUUUCCCCCUAAAGAUGAAUACUCUCCUCCAAACUGUCUUCGUUCUUAUCGUCUCCCUGGGAGUAUCGUCCAGUCAGGUUAUCGACACAGACGGGCCACCCACUUGGGAAGGCGCCCUGACUCAAACCCAAUGCUCCACCUUCUUCACUUCCGGUCUGUUUGAGGGCAUCUGUCGCCUCAACAAUACUGCGUUGGACAGCAUCACGUGCGACGUUCACUGUCAAUGUGCUCACAACUCGGUGUGGGGCGAGUGCAUCGACCGACCCGCCGGGACUGUGGGAACCAUUGUCGAGUUCGGACCGGGCAUGUGCACUUGUUAUUAUCAGGGCGGAAAAGCUACUCCGAUUGGAUGGACGGCAGAGCCAAGAAAUUCGGCCGUGUGUGCCGCGUACAAAGCGGUUGUCGAAGCGAAUCUCUGCGCCCCAGUGAACCCACGCUGCAUGGGGGACUGCGUUUGUGGACACGGGUUCAAAAAUUCGGUUUGUACCGUUGCCCCGGAGGAUAAUACGAAAUAUUGCGUUUGUACGGACGAGCAGAAUCCUGUGGCUGUGACGCAAAGUCCGGUGAACGAUGUGGUCGGGAUUAUAGGUUAAUAAAUUCGGUCAGAAAAUCAAAAAUAUUUUAAUAAUCUGAAAAAAAGGAAUUGGAAGAUGAUGCUCAGAAAUGUGUAAAAAACAUUCGGGGAUGAGAUCAUCUCAUUAUUUGCAUUAACUUAAAUUAGACUAUAGUCUCCAAUAUUACUUGGUGAUAUUUAGAUAACAACUUUACUAAAAACAGUGACCUUUGCGUGUGACACUACAUACACGUGUAAAAUCUUGACAAAUUUGACCUUCACCCUGCCCAAGAUAUGGAUUGAGGAUUGAUGACUACGCAAAUAAAGUUGCAAAUAAAGUAUGUAUCUAAAUUUUAGGUUAUAACACGAUAUGCAAAAAAAAUACUGCGAAAUAAAAUUUUGUUGCAAUUUAUUCCUUCAAAAAAAUAA
This is a messenger RNA of Folsomia candida, 1100 nucleotides long. RefSeq lists its product as uncharacterized. The transcript has 3 exons. The record is from RefSeq and is a predicted model, not a curated record. Lineage: Eukaryota; Metazoa; Arthropoda; Collembola; Entomobryomorpha; Isotomidae. Bases 133 to 711 code for a protein of 192 amino acids.